Messenger RNA from Coregonus sp. 'balchen', 27864 nucleotides. The record is from the annotation of a GenBank genome assembly. NCBI's taxonomy places the organism in Eukaryota, Metazoa, Chordata, Actinopteri, Salmoniformes, Salmonidae.
AUGCACACAGUGAAAGCAGACAGGGUUACGUAAGGUAAGGGCAGUGUUUGUCCCUGUUCCACUGCAGUCUAAUGUCUCAACCUUGGAAUUAAAGCUGGCGUUGACUUUUUUCAUCUUAUAGCUAGUGACUAACAUUGGCAUAUUCACAUCGCAAUAAACGAAGGACUCAUAUUGCGUUAUAGAGGGUUGGCCUUUUUGGGUUUUUAUUAAACUGCUCCAUCUUGACUUGUAAUUGAAUGAAUGGCAUAGAGUGCUCAUGUCAGUUGUUUCGGCCCUGCUGCAAUUGCCUACAAAGAGGAUCACAAUGGCUAUAGACAGUUUUUGGUAUAUGUAUUUGUUGCUGGGUGUAGCAUUUUUAGGUAUUUUAAAUCGUCAAAUAAAAAUAAAAUAAAAACAAUCUCUCUACAGCCCUAUACAGUGAAGUCAUCAUGUCCUCUCGUCCAAUCACAAUACUUUCAUCCAGCGUGGGACAUAUGAUCAACUACAACGGUAAAUUCCAACAGUGAUUUUUUAUCAUAUCAAAAAGUGUGCCCAGUGAAUUCAAGGCACUUUGUCAAUAAAUACAACUCUGACUUUGGCUUCAACCUCGAAUUCAGAAUUAAUUGUUUGAAUUCAGUGAAAUAUAAACUGUGGUUUCAGGGGGACGGACCCAUGGCACUCCCCCUUCCCUGCGACCCAAACACCUCCGGGAGGAGGACAGGGAGUCAGGCCUUGGGUCUACUCUGGACCUCAUCAGCAGCUGGGAGGGGUACAGCCAGGAGGACGACCCAACCUCACCCACCUCCUCCCCCAAACCAAGGGAAGGGAACAGCCCCCCCAAAGAGCAAGGUACAGCACUCUGAAGUUUCAGAGACAUUUUCACCCUGCAAGCUAUAAUACUAUAUUUACAUCAACACUCCUACAAGAGGAGAUACUGUGUAGUGAAUGUGGAGGAGAGUCACUGUGAUAACCUCUUAGUCAGUAAUUUGUUAUUGUAUUUUAUUUUAUUAGGAUCCCAAUUAGCCCACACCAAUGCCAACAGCUACAGUGCCUUGAAAAAAUAUUCAUCCCCAUUGGCGUUUUUCCUAUAUUGUUGCAUUAAAACCUGUAAUUUAAAUGGAUUUUAUAUUUGGAGUUCAUGUACAUUUUACAUUUUAGUCAUUUAGCAGACGCUCUUAUCCAGAGCGACUUACAGUUAGUGAGUGCAUACAUAUUUAUUUAUUUUUCAUACUGGCCCCCCGUGGGAAUCAAACCCACAACCCUGGCGUUGCAAACGCCAUGCUCUACCAACUGAGCUACAUCCCUGCCGGCCAUUCCCUCCCCUAUCCUGGACAACGCUGGGCCAAUUGUGCGCCGCCCCAUGGGUCUCCCGGUCGCGGCCGGCUACGACAGAGCCUGGAUGUAAUGGACAUACACAAAAUAGUCCAAAUUGGUGAAAUGAAAUGAAAAAAAUUACUUGUUUCAAAAAAUUCUACAAAAUAAAUAACGGAAAAGUGGUGCGUGCAUAUGUAUUCACCCCCUUUGCUAUGAAGCCCCUAAAUAAGAUCUGGUGCAACCAAUUACCUUCAGAAGUCACAUAAUUAGUUAACUAAAGUCCACCUGUGUGCAAUCUAAGUGUCACAUGAUCUGUCACAUGAUCUCAGUAUAUAUACACCUGUUCUGAAAGGCCCCAGAGUCUGCAACACCACUAAGCAAGGGCCACCAUCAAGCAAGCAGCACCAUGAGGACCAAGGAGCAUCUCCAAACAGGUCAGGGACAAAGUUGUGGAGAAGUACAGAUCAGGGUUGGGUUAUACAAAAAUAUCCGAAACUUUGAACAUCUCACGGAGCACCAUUAAAUCCAUUAUUAAAAAAUUGAAAGAAUAUGGCACCAAAACAAACCUGUCAAGAGACGGCCGCCCACCAAAACUCACGGACCAGGCAAGGAGGGCAUUAAUCAGAGAGGCAACAAUGAGACCAAAGAUAACGCUGAAGGAGCUGCAAAGCUCCACAGCGGAGAUUGGAGUAUCUGUCCAUAGGACCACUUUAAGCCGUACACUCCACAGAGCUGGGCUUUACGGAAGAGUGACCAGAAAAAAUGCCAUUGCUUGAAAAAUUAAAUAAGCAAACACGUUUGGUGUUCACCAAAAGGCAUAUGGGAGACUCCCCAAACAUAUGGAAGGAGGUACUCUGGUCAGAUGAGACUAAAAUUGAGUUUUUUUGCCAAAAAAUAUUUGGCAACUUCAAAGUGGUAGGCAUGUUUUGUAAAUCAAAUGAUACAAAACUGUUGUGCUGAUUAAAGAAGCAAUAAAACGGCCCUUCUUGAGACUAGUUGAGUAUCUGGAGCAUCAGCAAUUGUGGGUUCGAUUACAGGCUCAAAAUGGCCAGAAACAAAUAACUUUCUUCUGAAUCUCGUCAGUCUAUUCUUGUUCUGAGAAAUGUAGGCUAUUCCAUGCGAGAAAUUGCCAAGAAACUGAAGAUAUCGUACAACGCUGUGUACUACUCCCUUCACAGAACAGCUGGCAGCUUCAUUAAAUAGUACCCGCAAAACACCAGACUCAACGUCAACAGUGAAGAGGUGACUCCGGGAUGCUGACCUUCUAGGCAGAGUUGCAAAGAAAAAGCCAUAUCUCAGACUGGGCAAUAAUAAGAAAGAAAAGAUUAAGAUGGCAGUCUGAGACAUGGCAUCCCGGAGUCGCCUCUUCACUGUUGACGUUGAGACUGGUGUUUUGCGGGUACUAUUUAAUGAAGCUGCCAGUUGAGGAUCUCUGAGGCGCCUGUUUCUCAAACUAGACACUCUAAUGUAUUUGUCCUCUUGCUCAGUUGUGCACCGGGGCCUCCCACUCCUCUUUCUAUUCUGGUUAGAGCCAGUUUGCGCUGUUCUGUGAAGGGAGUAGUACACAGCGUUGUAUGAGAUCUUCAGUUUCUUGGCAAUUUCUCGCAUGGAGUAGCCUUCAUUUCUCAGAACAAGAAUAGACUGACGAGUUUCAGAAGAAAGUUAUUUGUUUCUGGACAUUUUGAGCCUGUAAUCGAACCCACAAUUGCUGAUGCUCCAGAUACUCAACUAGUCUCAAGAAGGCCAGUUUUAUUGCUUCUUUAAUCAGCACAACAGUUUUCAGCUGUGCUAACAUAAUUGCAAAAGGGUUUUCUAAUGAUCAAUUAGCCCUUUUAAAUGAUAAACUUGGAUUAGCAAACACAACGUGCCAUUGGAACACAGGACUGAUGGUUGCUGAUAAUGGGCCUCUGUACGCCUAUGUAGAUAUUCCAUUAAAAUCAGCCGUUUCCAGCUACAAUAACCAUUUACAACAUUAACAAUGUCUACACUGUAUUUUGGAUCAAUUUUAUGUUAUUUUAAUGGACAAAAAAAAUGCUUUUCUUUGGAAAAGAAGGACAUUUCUAAGUGACCCCAAACUUUUGAACGGUAGUGUACAUACAUUUAAAAACAUGAAAGGAGAAGUUUCCUUUUUUACAAGCAAAUCUCAAUUUUUUAUGUAAAUAGCAUGUUAUAGAAGGGUCCAGACAUCUUUUUUUGUGAUUUCACGUUUUUGAGAAACGUAUACCAAACAGCAAAUCACUUCCUCGUCCUUUUUGUGUAGUGUGGGGGCUCUGAAAAAACAUGAACAAGGCUCCAAAAACACACAAAUACGUCCUUUUAGAAAUGGCAAAGCUCUCAGUGAAGUGAUGCAGUCCUUUAGAUGUUGUACUCAUGAAACUGUGUCAUUCCGAACUUUAUCCGCAAUGUUACAUUCCAUUUUGUACGACGAUUUUUUUGGUCCGCUUCUUCUUGUUUUUAGCUGAUAGGAGUGGAACCCGGUGUGGUCGUCUGCUGCAAUUGCCCAUCCGUGACAAGGAUAGACGAGUUGUGCGUUCCGAGAUUCCAUUCUGCACACCGCCGUUGUACUGCGCCGUUAUUUGUCUGUUUGUGGCUCGCCUGUUAGCUUGCACGAUUCUUGCCAUUCUCCUUCGACCUCUGAAAAACCCAGGAGCACUCAAAGUCGCUUAGGUCACUCAUUUUGCCCAUUCUAAUGUUCAAUCGAACAGUAGCUGAAUGCCUCUGCCUGCUUUAUAUAGCAAGCCACGGCCACCUGACUCACUGUCUGUAGGAGUAAUCCAUUUUUGUGAACUGGCCACUGAGUGUAAAUACUGUAUAUAUAUAUAUAUAUAUAUAUAUAUAUAUAUAUAUAAACUACAACUAAAGUCACAGAUGUACACAAUUAAUAAUAAAGAGACAAUUAAACUAAAGAAUAAUAAUGUGUGGGUGUGUGUAGAGUGUGUGUUAAGUGUGUGUGUGUGUGUGUGUGUGUGUGUGUGUAUCUAUCAGUUACACGUAAAUGUCAGUACAUGCACACAAACAUUUGGUCACAUGGGGGAGAGACGUUGCUUAUUUUGUCAUUACGUUGUUGCCUUGUCUGGUCAAAGCGAUACUGUUUAUAAACCAGGACAAAUGUUGGUUUGUUCUUCAGGAAGAAACAUUGUAAUAAUGCAUUCCUUCUUUCUUCCUAUCUUAUUCUUUCUUGUUCUUCGUUCUCCGGUUCUCUGUUGUGUCUCUCUUGUUUUGAUCAGCAGCCACCGCAGAACCUGACAUGGAGCUCAGUCCCAACAGAGUCAGAGAACUCUUCAUCAACUGCUCCAAGAUCCCUCUCCUCCUCCUCCUCCUCUUCUUCUUCGUCUGUUCAUUAGACACACUAAGUUCAGCGUUCCAGCUGGCUGGGGGUGAGUAGAUUACAUUCAACUGUCCCUACCAGUUUCAUUAGGUAAUCAGGGAUUUUUUUGUCCUACUAUAAUUAGUGGAUGUGUUGCACUGUCUGUCCUGUCAUCCCUGGAAGUGCUUUGUCAGAUAAACUGACUCGUGGAACCUGUGGAAACCUGUGGAAACCUGUUGAAACCUGUUGAAACCUGUUGAAACCUGUUGAGUCGAUGACAAUUACUAUUUUAUAACUAGACAUAAUUAAACUGAUACUAUUGGUACAAACUGAUUCAUGACAUGGUACUCUAAGCUGUGUUUGCUCUAACUCUGAACUAGGUAGAAACCCUGUGUUAAGAGCUGUACAUCCUGUAUGUGUGUGACUGAAGGUAAGGUAGCGGGGGACAUCUUCAAGGAUAAUGCGGUGCUGUCUAACCCAGUAGCAGGGCUGGUGGUGGGGAUACUGGUCACUGUAUUGGUCCAGAGCUCCUCCACAUCCACCUCCAUCAUCGUCAGCCUCGUCUCCUCAGGAUGUGAGUACUGGGAGAGAGAGAUUCUGUGUCUGUGUGUGUGUGUGUUCGUGCAGGCGUGCGUGCGUGUGUGUGCACACAUGUUUUUGGGCUUGUGUUUGUCUGUUUGAGGGUGAAAACAUGGCUUGUAAAUCUGAACUGACUGAAUAGGAUCAAAGGGACCUUUGACAACAAGAUGCUUUUGAAUUUGAAACAAAGUGGUGGAGCUCUCUCAUCAUUGUCAGUGCUUAGUUAUGUAUAACAGUCUCUGGGGGUGGACUGUCUGCUGCUAAUAGGGGUUAUCCACAGAUAUCUCUCAUCCACUGUGUGUAUGUGACCAGUGGCUACGGUACAUCAGUAUGCCAGUACUGUCUCUGUCUCAGCAGCCAAUCUCAGAGAGGAUACCAGGGGAAUUAUGGGCAAUUACUACCGCACAGCUUCCAUGGGCCUCCUGUCUGUCUGUGAGCUGUAUGUGUGUGUGGGAUGGGGGGGGGGGGGGGGGGGGGGGGGGGGGGGGGCGUGAAUGCGCAAAGGGUCAUCAUCUGCAUAAUAGGUCCCAGCGAUAAAAAAAACCUGUUCUUCAUUUAAAAACCUGAGAUGCCUCCACUCACCUGCAAAUUACCUUCAGUUUUUCCUCCAUUAAAAGCAUUUUGAAAUAGGAAGGGUCAGGUUUGAUAAUAUUUAAGCCCAUGCAUUACCAUAAUCAUGGUACUUUAUGCAGUCUUGGAGAAGAAGUCAAAGUCAUUAUACAAAUAUGGGAGGUUGUGUAACUGUGUGUGUGUGUGUGUGUGUGUGUGUGUCUCUGUGUGUGUGUGUGUGUUUCCUUCUGACAGUGCUGGAGGUCCGGUCCGCUGUUCCUAUCAUCAUGGGGUCAAAUAUUGGGACAUCGGUCACUAACACCAUCGUAGCCAUGAUGCAGGCGGGGGAGAGGAACGACUUCAAACGGUACAAGAGGAGAGGAGAGGAGAGGAGAGGAGAGGAGAGGAGAGGAGAGGAGAGGAGAGGAGGAGAAGAGAAGAGAGAGGAGAGGAGAGGAGAGGAGAGGAGAGGAGAGGAGAGGAGAGGAGAGGAGAGGAGAGGAGAGGAGAGGAGAGAAGCCCAUGUCAUCGCAAUGACCUUUCUGCUCAGAGUUCAAAGUUAAAAACACUUUAUUGUCCAUUUAGAGUGAAAUGGACACUUUCACUAAACCGACUCAAUCACAUAACUCAGUCACAUAACUCAGUCAAAUAAUGCAUAAGGAUAGAUAGAUAGAUAGAUAGAUAGAUAGAUAGAUAGAUAGAUAGAUAGAUAGAUAGAUAGAUAGAUAGAUAGAUAGAUAGAUAGAUAGAUAGAUAGAUAGAUAGAUAGAUAGAUAGAUAGAUAACAUAUUACAACAUUAAAAGGGAUUAAAAGGGCAUAUACAAUACCAGUGUGGAGCCGGAGAAGACGGCUGCCGUUUUACAGCCCUCUAACCAAUUGUACUAUUAUGUGUGUUUUUCCGUGUUAUUUGUAAUUUAUUUUGUACAUAAUGUUUCUGCCAUUGUCUCUUAUAACCAAAAAGAGCUUCUGGAUAUCAGGACAGCGAUUACUCACCUCUUCAACGAGGCGGCCGCGAAGGAUAUCCUACAGACACCCGACAAGGCCCAAAUCCCCGUCAUUCGCAUGAGGAAGAGAUGGAGAUAUCGUGGACGUAGGUCGGGGUGCCUUGUAAGGGUCCGACGGCGAGCGAGUAAACUGCCUCUCCCAUCAAUCCUAUUAGCCAAUCUUCAAUCAUUUGAGAAUAAAUGGGAUGACCUAAGAUUACAGUUAUCCUACCAACGGGACAUUAAAAACUGUAAUAUCUUUUUUCACCGAGUCGUGGCUGAACGACGACAUGGACAACAUACAGCUAGCGGGCUAUACGCUACAUCAGCAGGAUAGAACGGCUGACUCCGGUAAGACAAGGUGUGGCGGUCUGAGUAUAUUUGUAAACAACAGCUGGUGCACAAAAUCAAAUACUAAGGAAGUCUCAAGGUUUUGCUCACCUGAGGUAGAGUAUCUUAUGAUAAGCUGUAGACCACACUAUUUACCAAGAGAGUUUUCCUCUAUAUUUUUCAUAGCUGUCUAUUUACCACCACAAACCAAUGCUGGCAUUAAGAUUGCACUGAAUGAGCUGUAUAAGGCCAUAAGUCAACAGGAAAACACUCAUCCAGAGGCAGCGCUCCUACUGGCCAGGGACUUUAAUGCAGGGAAACUUAAAUCCGUUCUACCUAAUUUCUACCAGCAUGUUAAAUGUGCAACCAGAGGAAAAAAAACUCUAGACCACCUUUACUCCACACACAGAGACGCAUACAAAGCUCUCCCUCGCCCUCAAUUUGGCAAAUCUGACCAUAACUAUAUCCUCCUGAUUCCUGCUUAUAAGCAAAAACUAAAGCAGGAAGCACCAGUGACUCGGUUAAUAAAAAAGUGGUCAGAUGACGCAGAUGCUAAGCUACAGGACUGUUUUGCUAGCACAGACUGGAACAUGUUCCGGGAUUCUUCAGAUAGCAUUGAGGAGUACACCACAUCAGUCACUGGCUUCAUCAAUAAGUGCAUUGAUGAUGUCGUCCCCACAGUGACCGUACGUACAUACCCCAACCAGAAGCCAUGGAUUACAGGAAACAUCCGCACUGAGCUAAAGGGUAGAGCUGCCGCUUUCAAGGAGCGGGACUCUAACCCGGGCCGCUUAUAAGAAAUCCCGCUAUGCCCUCCUACGAACCAUCAAACAGGCAAAGAGUCAAUAAAGGACUAAGAUUGAAUCGUACUACACCGGCUCUGACGCUCGUCGGAUGUGGCAGGGCUUGAAAACUAUUACAGACUACAAAGGGAAGCUUAUCACUAAGCUAAGGAUCCUGGGACUAAACACCUCCCUCUGCAACUGGAUCCUGGACUUCCUGACGGGCCGCCCCCAGGUGGUAAGGGUAGGUAACAACACAUCUGCCACACUGAUCAUCAACACAGGGGCCCCUCAGGGGUGCGUGCUCAGUCCCCUCCUGUACUCCCUGUUCACCCAUGACUGCAUGGCCAGGCACGACUCCAACACCAUCAUUAAGUUUGCCAACGACACAACAGUGGUAGGCCUGAUCACCGACAACGAUGAGACAGCCCAUAGGGAGGAGGUCAGAGACCUGGCCGUGUGGUGCCAGGAUAGUAACCUCUCCCUCAACGUGACCAAGACAAAGGAGAUGAUUGUGGACUACAGGAAAAAAAAAGAGGACUGAGCACGCCCCCAUUCUCAUCGACGGGGCUGUAGUGGAACAGGUUGAGAGCUUCAAGUUCCUUGGUGUCCACAUCACCAACAAACUAUCAUGGUCCAAACACACCAAGAUAGUCAUGAAGAAGGCACGACAAAGCCUAUUCCCCCUCAGGAGACUGAAAAGAUUUGGCAUGGGUCCUCAGAUCCUCAAAAAAUUCUACAGCUGCACCAUCGAGAGCAUCCUGACUGGUUGCAUCACCGCCUGGUAUGGCAACUGCUUGGCCUCCAACCGCAAGGCACUACAGAGGGUAGUGCGUACGGCCCAGUACAUCACUGGGGCCAAGCUUCCUGCCACCCAGGACCUCUAUACCAGGCGGUGUCAGAGGAAGGCCCUCAAAAUUGUCAGACUCCGGCCACCCUAGUCAAAGACUGUUCUCUCUGCUACCGCACGGCAAGCGGUACCGGAGUGCCAAGUCUAGGUCCAAAAUACUUCUCAACAGCUUCUACCCCCAAGCCAUAAGACUCCUGAACAGCUAAUCAUGGCUACCCGGACUAUUUGCACUGCCCCCCACCCCAUCUUUUUACGCUGCUGCUACUCUGUUAAUUAUUUAUGCAUAGUCACUUUAACUCUACCCACAUGUACAUAUUACUUCAACUACCUUAACUAGCCAGUGCCCCCGCACAUUGACUCUGCACUGUUACCCCCCUGUAUAUAUAGCCUCCCUACUGUUAUUUUAUUUUACUUCUGCUCUUUUUUUCUCAACACUUUUUUGUUGUUGUUUUAUUUUACUUUUUUUAUUAAAAAUAAAUGCACUGUUGGUUAAGGGCUGUAAGUAAGCAUUUCACUGUAAUGUCUGCACCUGUUGUAUUCGGCGCAUGUGGCCAAUACAAUUUUAUUUUAUUUUAUUUGAUUUAUUAUUAAAAGUAAUCAGUACAAGUACCCAUAACACCGCUAAGGUACAUUAUUGGAGGAGAUCAAACACACAAUUAACCAACCAACAACUGGGCUCUGUCUCUGUGUUCAGGGCUUUUGCUGGGGCUACCAUCCACGACUGUUUCAACUGGCUGUCUGUGCUGGUGCUGCUGCCGAUGGAGGUGGCUACAGGGCUGAUGACCCACCUGGCCCACAUCGUGGUCAGCAGUUUCAACAUCCAGACUGGAGAGGACGCCCCCGAGCUACUGAAGGUCAUCACCGAACCAGUCACUAAACUCAUCAUACAGGUAUGAACCAGUCAUUAAACUCAUCAUACAAUAUAAAAAAAAACACCUGAAUGCAUACCUGUCAUAAACAUGUUGGCUGGGCUCCCCCUGUUGGCUGUGUGCUCCGCUUAUGCCAUCAAACCCCUGCAACUUAUCCAGAAUGUUGCUUCCUGCAUGGUGUUCAACUUUCCCAAGUUCUCCCAUGUCACCCUGCUCCUCCGCACACUCUACUGGCUUCCAGUCGAAGCGAGCAUCCACUACAAAAAUCUACUUACUAUGACUAUGAUAUGUGGUUGUCCCACCUAGCUAUCUUAAGAUGAAUGCACAAAUUGUAAAUUGCUCUGGAUUAGAAUGUCUGCUAAAUGACUAUAAUAAAAUAAGAUCAAGUAAACAUCCAUUCUCUCUCCUGUCUCCGUCAGUUGGAUAGGCGUGUUAUCACCGGCAUCGCCAUGGGAGAUGAGAGCAUGAGGAACAGGAGCCUGGUGAAGGAGUGGUGCCACACCGGUCUAGUUACGGUAAAGACCCUCAACACCGUCACUGUCUCAACACCGUCACUGUCUCAACACUGUGACUGUCUCAACACCGUCACUGUCUCAACACCGUCACCUCACCACUGUCAUCGUUGUCAUCAUUGUCACCCCCAGACCCUCUGCCUCACCACAUCACGGUCUCAACACCGUCAUGGCCAGCACCGUCACCAUUAUCAUGACUGUCACCACCGUCACUCUAGAGCCUGUAACCCCCACCAGCUGUUAAGGCUUUGGUGCAAUAAGCUCUGUCUCUGAUGAGACUUACUCUGUCACUAUUACAAUGAUUUAUGAAUAUACUGUCUGUGAAUGAUAAGAAAAAAGGCAUAUUGUUUGCUAUGUUCAUCUUCUCUCUACCUCGCACUCUCUCUCCUAUCUAUCUAUCUUCAUAUGCUUCUAAACUCUCUCCCUUUCUCUUUCCCAUCUGUCCACUCUUCAGUCCUCUGUGAAUGUCAGCAUCACUGGUCCUGUCAACUGUAGCUCCGCCCACCUCUGCUGGCAGGAAGGUGACAUCACCUGGACCACUCAGAAUCUCACCUCCGAGGUUAACAUCCAGAAAUGUAAGUCCAACAUAAACUGACAUACAGUACAAUGACAUAUACGACUGUUUUAUAAACCAUUUUUGACAUCACACUUAUUUUAAUUAUUAUUUAAUCAGAGGUUAUUAGAUUAUUUUUGGAUUUGUGUUUAGAUUUGGAUUUAUUUAUAAUUAAUGUUCAUUGUUUUAGCAGAAUAAGAACUCUAUACAGAUGUAGGAUCUUAAUUUGAGCCAGUUUGCUGCAGCAGGACACGAUUCCUGCAGCAACAAGACAUUUGAAUUAUUAUGUGGAAUAUAAUUAAUGAAAACAUUUUGUAGGGGUUAAUAAAUUUGACAUUUUAAAGUUGAAAUUACAAACUUUGGAAGCAUUUUUAAACCUUGAAUGCACUACAAGUUUGCAUUUCCUGCUGUGCAGGAAAAGUCUCAGCAACAAAAGAGUGAUCAAAUUAAGAUCCUGCAUCUGUAUAGUGAAAAUAAUAUAAGCCAUUUAGCAGACGAUUAUAUCCAAAACGACUCAGUUUUUUACAUAUGGGUGGUCCUGGGAAUCAAAACCACUAUUCUGGCAUUGCAAGGGCCAUGCCCUACCAACUGAGCUACAGAGGACCACAUUCUUGUGUUUAAUUUUUUCGAGGUUAUUAGAUUAUUUUUAGAUUUGGGUUUAGAUUUGGAUUUAUUCAUAGUUAAUUUUCAUUGUUUUAGCAGAAUAAGAACUUUAUACAGAUGUAGGAUCUUAACCUGGUUUCCCCCAGGUAGGCAUCUGUUUGCUGAUGCCCAUCUGUCAGACCUGGCGGUAGGGCUGAUCCUCCUGGCCGGCUCCCUGGCCCUGCUCUGCACCUGCCUGGUGCUCCUGGUCAAGCUGCUCAACUCCCUCCUCCAAGGUCAAGUGGCAAAGGUCAUCCAGAAGGUCAUCAACACAGGUAGGCGCCGGCCGGAGAUAGAUUGCAAGAUUUUGACUUACAAUAUAUGAGAAUGUCAAGUCUGAGCGUACUAAAUAUCAUCUCCACUAGCAAUACAUUUUAGACGGACAAGACAGACAGACGGACAGACAGACAUGCAGAUGGACGGACAGAUGGACAUGCAGACAGACAGACAGACAGACUGACAUGCAAAUGUCCAGACGGCCAGACGAACAGACAGACGGACAGACCUAAUCAGGGUCGCUACUAGUUACCACAGCAACAAAGUCAUAAUUAUGUCUAAACCCUGCCUAUUUAUGAAAUCCACUGGGAAGAUUUUCAGACAGACAAACCUCAUCAGGAUCUUGCUCUAACCAUUUUCAUUUAGACUUGCCGUAUCCGUUUGGCUGGCUGGCGGGCUACCUGGCCAUGUUUGUGGGAGCAGGGAUGACAUUCGUAGUCCAGAGCAGCUCUGUGUUCACCUCUGCACUGACACCACUUAUAGGUGAGUGACUUCUGGCUAGGGGAACAUCUACCUAGCCCAUUCUGACUUCUGGCUAGGGGAACAUCUACCUACUCCAUUCUGACUUCUGGCUAGGGGAACAUCUACAGUUGAAGUCGAUAGUUUACAUACACCUUAGCCAAAUACAUUGAAACUCUGUUUUUCACAAUUCCUAACAUUUAAUCCUAGUAAAAAUUCCCUGUUUUAGGUCAGUUAGGAACACCACUUUAUUUUAAGAAUGUGAAAGGUCAGAAUAAUAGUAGAGAGAAUGAUUUAUUUCAGCUUUUAUUUCUUUCAUCACAUUCCCAGUGGAUCAGAAGUUUACAUACACUCAAUUCGUAGUUCGUUGCUGUUAUGUGAAUUAUUUAACAAACUAUUUCAGUUUCUCUGUGCGUCUCCCAAAAGGUUGUAAGUCUUUUGGGAUUUAAGUAAUGGCCAGAGUCCCAGUCUGCAUAGUCAGAGAUAUUUAUUCAUUGAGAAUUCUGCCAUCACAAUUUCAGAGUCCAUCUUUUAUACUCAUACGUCAUACAAAAAGAAAUCCCUUCCCUCUGUAGGCGGGCUGUAGUUUUCCACUCUAAAACUGCUCUACUGACCUUCAGUUCACACACAUAUACACACAUGCAUACACACAUACAUACACACACACACACACAUAUCCUACUCCCUGCUUUACUCAGUUAUUGCCGUUCUCACAAUAUUCUGCACCAUGUUUUCAUAACAGUUUCUCCCCUCCCUAAAUUGGGAGGCCUCUUUAUCUUAGUUUCUCAGUUGUCUUUGUUGUCUGGCCUAACUCUUACUCACAUUGCUAAAUAGUGGCUCAAUGCCAUAGCCUUUACUGGUCCUACACUCACACAUUUCUAACACAUUAUACACAGUUUCAGGGUGUAAUAAUUAGUCAUUAAUAAUUAAUCUAUCAGUUGCAUUGCCUUUAAAUUGAAUAUUGGAAUGUAUUUGCAAAUACAUUUGGAAAGUAUUGGCAUGUAUUUACAACUACUUCUAAUGUAAGUAGUUGGCUGUGUAUUUGAAAAUACUAAAAUACACAGAAAAUAAGGAUAUCAAAUACUUAAAUAAUAAUGUAUUUAAACUCAUUAAUAUAUUAAACUUUUGAAAUUACCAAUGAGUGGCUCAAAUUCUACAAGAUUGUGGCUUUGGGAUGAGUGGUGACUACUGGUGGAUACUGGCUGGGUGUUUUGUGAGGCAAAGGCAUAGAGGAAUGGAUCCACACAGCUGUCGAUGAAGGUCAGUGCUCCAACAAAGUUGAAACUGGCUUCACAAAACUCUAGUAGAGCCUUAUCGUUGACCAAGAUGGCCGCCACUCCCAGCAGGAUAAUGACGUGGAGAGGAGUCCAUAGGACAAAGAAAGUCACAACAGUGCUGCUAACUAGCUUGGUCAUCCUGGGGUUUUCAUUAAGGUGUUCUUAAUGUUUGAUAUAAUAAUAUAAUAAUAAUAUGAUAUGCCAUUUAGCAGACGCUUUUAUCCAAAGCGACUUACAGUCAUGCGUGCAUACAUUUUUGUGUAUGGGUGGUCCCGGGGAUCGAACCCACUACCUUGGCGUUACAAGCGCCGUGCUCUACCAGCUUGUACAUAUAUAUAUAUAUGUAUACUCAUAUACUCAGCGUACAUGAGUACAUGAUGAUCGAUGCUUGACUGCUGUUUGACAAAUAAUAUUAUCCCUCUUAUCCAUAAUAAUCUCAUCAUGUAGACUAGCCUACCCGCACUGUAUCAUGUAGACUAGCCUACCCGCACUGUAUCAUGUAGACUAGCCUACCCACACUGUAUCUGUGGACUAGCCUACCCACACUAUAUCAUGUAGACUAGCCUACCCGCACUGUAUCAUGUAGACUAGCCUACCCACACUGUAUCAUGUAGACUAGCCUACCCGCACUGUAUCAUAUAGACUAGCCUACCCGCACUGUAUCAUGUAGACUAGCCUACCCGCACAGUAUCAUGUAGACUAGCCUACCCGCACUGUAUCAUGUAGACUAGCCUACCCGCACAGUAUCAUGUAGACUAGCCUACCCACACUGUAUAAUGUAGACUAGCCUACCCGCACUGUAUCAUGUAGACUAGCCUACCCACACUGUAAAAUGUAGACUAGCCUACCCGCACUGUAUCAUGUAGACUAGCCUACCCGCACUGUAUCAUGUAGACUAGCCUACCCACACUGUAUCAUGUAGACUAGCCUGUAUCUGUAUCUGUAUCUGUUGACACUAGAGUGCACGUUCCAAGACCAGAGUAGGCAACAGUUUUUGUGACAAAACUAUUAAUAGUGGAAAAUGCGAUGGAAACACAUUGAACUUCAAAUUUGUUUAUUAGUACAUGUAAACUUAAAUGAAAAAUUGCUUUUUAUGUGCACUACGUCAUUAUUCACAAGUCCGUUUGGUGGAAACACACCAUUGUUUGGAAAAUUCACAUAUUUUCUCAGGAUUUUAGAAUAUUCGCAUUAAAAUCUGUUGCCAAUUGGUUGGAAACCUAGCUAUUGAGACUAACUGACUGGUCGACUGGUUCUACGUAACAGGCUUUCAGUAUGCAGUACAGUUUCCAUCUGUCACGGGAUGUCACAGUACUCUGAAGACCUGUUUUUCUGUCCAGUGAAUUUGCUAUCCAAAUAUAGUCUUAGUGAGUUGGUAGUUACGGAAAGGCCCUGGUUAGAUGUUGUGUGUCAGUGAGACUUUGCAUGGGCCCUUUGAAUAUACUGAACUGUUUAUGUGAAACCACAGAUGACGAUGUGUUUAUCUUAAAUUAUCUGGAGAAUCUUGUAUAACCAAGCAGCCUAUGAAUUUGUUCCAGUUCAAUACUCAAAUACACAGAAAAUAAGUAUAUCACAUACAGAUACUUAAAUAAAACACAAAAAACACACAAAAAAAAAAUGUAUGCACGCAUGACUGUAAGUCGCUUUGGAUAAAAGCGUCUGCUAAAUGGCAUAUUAUUAUUAUUAUUAUUAUAAUCAUGAAGUCAUAAAGUAAAACAACAUAUUACACUGUUGAAAUGACCAAUGAUUGGCUGGCAAUCUUACAAGAUCGUGGCAUUGGGAUCAAUGAUGACUACUGAGUCACCCUGGAGUUGGCACACUGUUCUCUGGCUGUCUGGUGUUUCUAGAGGCAAAGGCGUAGAGGAAUGGAUCCAAGCAGCUGUUGAUGUAGGUCAGAGAUCCAACAAUUUCCCAAUUGGCUUUCCAGAACCCUCUCAGAGCCUUAUUCUUAGCCAAGAUGGCCACCACUCCCAGCACAUUCAUUAUAUGGUGAGGAGUCCAUAGAACUUUGAAGGUCCCAACGAUGAGGCUCACUAAUCUGGUCAUCCUGGGGCUCCUAAAGAAAGCUGUUUGAUUCACCAUUCUGUGGAGGCAGGUAUAAGCAGUGGCCAUCAUGGAGAAGGGAACUACAAAUCCCAGGACAGUCUCUAGAAGCAGCACUGCCACGUUCUGAUCAUCUGAUGCGAAAACAUACUCACACUGAACCUGUCCACUUUCAUCUUGCUUCAACUUGCGCAACACCACUGAUUUAGGGAUAGCCAGGACCCCGGCUAUCCCCCACACGACAACCAGCAGCCCCCUCUCCUUUGCCACUCCCAGUCUGCCCCAAGUCUGUGGAAAGAGGACCUGCAGGUAAUGCUGGAUGCUCAGUAGAGUAACAGACAGCAGGCUGGUGUAGGCGCUACAGUAGGCCAGGUAGAUAAAGACAUAACAAGCCACCAGGCCUAGCACCCAGUUGAAGAAAAUGCUGUAGAUCCACAUAGGUAGGGUGAUGAGGCAAGACAAGUCAGAUACAGCCAAGUUCAACAUCAGUCUCCGGCUCAAACUGGAUAGAUUUUGGUUUAGAUGAAGUUUGAACAUCACUGCGAUGUUCCCUGGAACUCCGAUUAGGAAGCAGAGAGACAAGACCACGCUAGAGGCUAGAUUUACACGGUUCCAGGAGAAGGCUGGAGGACUGAGGAAGAAGGCAUUGGAGGUGGAGUAGUUUAAGGUGGACAAGUUAAGGUCCUCCAUUUCUAGCAGUGAGACAAACGGACUGGUCUACUGGCACGAAGUCAGUUCGUGUUCAGACCUCUGCUCUACCAGAGGUGGGACUGAGUUAAUGACAUCAGAUAGAGGAGGGACAGUUUUGGAAUAGCUGGUUUUCUGUCAUGUGAAUAUUUCCUAUUCAAGUAGAGUCUCAGUGAAGUGGUGGUUUGGGAAAAGCCCUGGUUGGAUAUGAAUUUGCAUGGGCCAUCUGAAUAUACUGAACUCAUGAAACCACUGAUUAUCUUGUUUGUCAGUUCAUCUUGAAUUAUCUAGAGUCAGAAUCUUGGACAACCAAUGGACAGUAAGGUGGGUUCCUAUUCUAACAUGAAACAUGUUGGGUGGAUGAGUGUUGUUAUACAUGUUCAGAUGAUGGGCUACACAUUGGUGGUUUAAGCCAGUGGUUCUCAAACUGUACCAGUAUCACCAACAAGUACCUUCUCAUAUGCAGUUUACCAGUAAGCCUAUGGUCUCAUGAGUCUUCUCAAGUACUCCGGGUUGAGAACCACUGGUGUUGUUGUCUUUACAUCCUGCAGGUCUGGUGUCUGAUUGGAGGUUAACUUUACAGUAAUGCUAUUGGUCAACAACUCAGAUUUUGAAUCCAAACAGUCAGAUGUUAUAAAGGGAUCUCAGAUUCAUGGUCUCUUUCUCUUUGUUCCUGACCUGCGCUGGUGAGAUACACUCUCUCUUUCUUUCUCUCUCCAUCCCAGGGACUCUUGGUGCAUGACCUUUCAGGCUAUGCCUUCUCUCUCUCCCUCAAUGAUGAUGCCUAGAAUAAUGCCUUGUAAUGCUUGCUAAUGCUUUGUAACUUAAGCUUAUGCCUUGUAUGUGAUUUCAUUCAUUUUACAAUGAUACUAAAUCUCUGACUUUGAUAUAGACAAUUCUCAUUCCUUCCUUGAUAAUCCAUUCCUGUAGCUCUUUAAAGCUGCAAUAUGUAACUUUUUGGGCAACCGACCAAACUCACAUAUAAAUGUGAGUUAUAGAUCUGUCAUUCUCAUUGAAAGCAAGUAUAAGAAGCGGUAGAUAUAAUAUGUGCACUAUUUCAAUGCCUUCCAUGCUUAUAUUUCAUUUUUACUUUCGGUUUUGUUCACCAGCCUAAGAAAGCUGAAAAUACAAUAUUUUGGGUUAAUAAAAAUAUAUUUCACAGCAGUUUAGAUGGUACAGUGAUUCUUUACACUAUACUUGCUUGUUUUGUCACAUAAACUGAAGGCUGCUUGGUUUAGUAACCAGGAAAUGGCGGAGUGAUUUCUGCAUAGUGCACCUUUAAGAGUAUUGGUUGCAUAUUCCUAUUCAUCCGUUAUCUUUAUGGAGUCAGAUAUACCUUUUAAUAGACUGUCCAUUAAUUUCAUAGACUUAUUAUGGGUCUCAUGUAAGGAGUAUAUGAAAUACACAUACUGUAUCAAAUAUUACCCCACGACAAUGUAAGGGCUGAGUUAACCUCUCUAAAAAUAUUACCCCACUACAAUAUAAGGGCUGAGUUAACCUCUCUAAAAAUAUUACCCCACUACAAUGUAAGGGGUGAGUUAACCUCUCUAAAAAUAUUACCCCACUACAAUGUAAGGGGUGAGUUAACCUCUCUAAAAAUAUUACCCCACUACAAUGUAAGGGGUGAGUUAACCUCUCUACAAAUAUUACCCCACUACAAUGUAAGGGGUGAGUUAGCCCCUCUACAAAGUAAUUAGCAAAUCGCUAUCAUCAUACAGCAGACACGCUCCUCUGUGUGUCACAUGAAUGGUGAUGAACCCUUCUCCUGGUUUGCAGGUAUUGGUGUAAUCAGUCUGGAGAGGGCCUAUCCACUGACUCUGGGCUCCAACAUCGGCACCACAACCACAGCCCUGCUGGCAGCCCUGGCCAGCCCUGGCGACAAACUGGCUGCUGCCAUUCAGGUACAGACAGUUUGGGAAUCACUUAUUUAGCAAAAGGCUUUAUUCAGAGCGACUUACAUUCAAAUAAAGAAGCUGAGCAACAGCAAAAAGAUUCCUUUCAAGUAAAGCCCUUUUUGAAGGAAAUUGUUUCCCCCAAUGUCCACCUAAUACCGUCCAUCUUGUCUUUCCUCUCAAAUGUCCACCUAAUACCGUCCAUCUUGUCUCCAGAUUGCUCUGUGUCACUUCUUCUUUAACAUCAUGGGCAUCCUGCUGUGGUACCCCAUCCCUGUGACUCGUGUCCCCAUCCGCAUGGCUCGUGCCCUGGGUGAACGCACCGCCAAGUACCGCUGGUUCGCUGUCCUCUACCUCCUAGUCUGCUUCCUGCUCCUCCCGUCCCUGGUCCUAGGCCUCUCAUUGGCUGGCUGGAGAGUGAUGUUGGGAGUGGGCGCACCAUUUGUGGGUGUGACUGUUUUCAUUGCCUUGGUGAACCUGAUGCAGGUGGGUUAGAAAUACUGUAAUCAGCCAUUCUUGGAGAACAUUGGAAGUCGAAUUGAUGAUGGAGGCUGUACGUUUCUAUGAAGACAUUUUCUACUCAACUUCCAUUCUCUUCCAAGAGUGGUUGAAUAGUUCAGAUGUUUCAAAUUUGAUUGGUCUAUGGUUGGUUGGUAACAACAUUUCUCUGUGCUGCAGGCUCACAGCCCUGGCCACCUUCCCACCCGUCUCCAGAGCUGGGACUUCCUGCCUCGCUGGAUGCGCUCCCUCAAGCCCCUUGACAGGGUCAUCACCAAGGCAACUGGCUGCUGCAGCUCUGGCCAUGCAACCGGAGACGACGCGGUAACGACCCCUGCUGACCCCAAGGUUGUAGCCGCCCAGAGGAAGGCUGAACUGGUGUAUGAUAACCCCGUUCUUGAAUACCUGGAUGAGACGAAGCCAGGCGUACCUGUGUUUAAAUUGAAGGGUCUGGAGAGGUGCAACAGUACACCCCUCUAAUGGAGAUGGGUUUGGGUCUGACAUGGAAAAGGGUUGGUUUAAUAUUUUCUAUAUAAUCUCAGGAGUGCACUGCUCUGGGCCUCAAGGGCCACAGAGUGUUCUGGUCCUUGCCUUAUAACCUACAAUUGAUUUCUGCCAGCUGUGUAGUCUCUCAAUAGCCAAUCAAUGACAUAUAUUGAUCAAUUAAAUGCCUGGGAGAUGUACUGUACAGUACAAAGCCCAGAAGGAGAACUUAUAGUCUUUGAGGAUUGGAGUUGUUCAACCUCUUCUGUGGAUAUGUGUUAUUAUCAUAGCGAACCAGUCUGGAUCCAGUAGUCUAGGUUGAAGAUGACAGAGGUUAAGACAACAGAUUCUAAUAUCCCAUAACUCUUUGCAAAAAUGGGACCAGCUAUGCUAGUUAGCAACAGUGCUGGUCCAAUGAAUUUGUUUAUUUUCUAACGCUGCCGCAUGGAAUUAUUCCAUUGUCCUAACCAGUAUAUUUUCGACCUAGCCAGUAUCUAGUUCCCUAAGUGGGGAUGGGAUGAAUAAACACACAAAGACAUCACAACGGAGUCAAAGAGGGCUCACUUCACAAAUAAUCUAAACCAGAUGGGCGUAUAUGAAAUGAAUGUGUACUGUAUGUCACUGUGUGGGUUAGAAUGUUCAUCGUAGGUAUGUUUUUAUAAGUCUGUGUAAAACUGUCUGUUUGUGGGUUUGCUUAUGUGUUAGUCAUACAACCGUGUACCUACUGUAGAUUCACAGAAGUCAUUUGAUUAUGCAGAAGAUGGUCAUGCUUUAAGCCCCUUGAUGAUGCUGUUCUCUGUAGUGAAGAAAUACUUUACUAGCAAUUUGGGAACAGAAUGAAAUGUUCAGAUAAACAGUGUCUCUCUUUGCUCCAUGAACAAAACAGAGUACAGAGUGUGUAACGAUGUGAACCACUGAAGGGAAAGUGUUUGUCAGACAAGAGUGGAAAAAAUAUUUAGAAGAAAUAAAAAAAUACUAAAAAGGUGCAUGCUACUGUAUUAUACAGCUCUCUGUAUAGGCCAUUGAUUGUUUCCUUGACAAAUGUCUAUCUAAUGACACAUUUAUAUAAAACAAUGAUAUCUUGUCAAACAAUAUGUGUACAUACAUUUGAUUGAUAUAUUGGUGGUCGGUCCUUUCAAAUAAAAAAAGCAAUCAUAAGCAACAAGAAACAAGAGAAAAACACAGUCUUUGUCUUGCCAUGUCUGAAAUCCUAACUAAGUCAGUACCACAGCUUAUAGUUACAAACCUGUGUUGUAUUUAUUGGGCAAAAUAGUAUAACAGUUUCUAUCAGGUAGCCUUCUACUACCUAAACUUCCCAAUAAGAACACAUAAGAUAAUUUUCCAUUUAUAGCAUUUUCUUUAUUUAUGGCUGCUGAACAUGACCCUAGACUCCUCCAUAAGGUGACCCUCCCCUCAGGAUCCCUCCACCCCGUCACCCCUUCAAUCAGUAGCCCUCCACGCCGGCAGUCAUUUACUUUCUACCCUGUCAGUCCCCAUACCCUCCACCCUCCACCCUGUCAGUCCCCUACCCUCCACCCUGUCAGUCCCCUACCCUCCACCCUGUCAGUCCCCUACCCUCCACCCUGUCAGUCCCCUACCCUCCACCCUGUCAGUCCCCUACCCUCCACCCUGUCAGUCCCCUACUCUCCACCCUGUCAGUCCCCUACCCUUCACCCUGUCAAUCCCUUUCUGGGCCCUUUGGUUCCCCCCUCGCACAGACUAUCACACAAGUUAGGCAGAGGUUGUAAACCAGCUUUGGCCUGGACACGAGUGACAACUAAGUGUGACACAUGAACAUCAGACUGGCAAACUGACUGCUCAUAUAGCUGCAGACCCCCCACAUUUACCAACAGAUCAGAGAGUACAGGCACAUCCCUCCCAAAAUUCAUCUCAAAAGGUAGCUUCUCCAUUACCCAAACUUUGAGGUAUGUGGUGUCCGAGACAACGAUGCGGAUUAUGCUGUGAUGAUAAGAAUUCCGCUGACGCUGUACUUUGAUUAUAAAGGUUUAUUGUAUCAAAGAUCACAGUAUCAAUUUACAGACAUCUGCAGAUAUCUGGAGAAUAACCGGACCCAAUCCCUAAUAUGUUAUUUCUCCCCGUCCUUUGUUCAAAACAUGGUAUUUAUCCUAUGUAACAUAAGAUGGGUGUUUUUUUGACAGACCAAUCCCUGGCCUCCACAUAUCUCCAAAUGUCCUCUAUUCCAAGAAGCCUAUGUAGUAAUGCUUUCCAGAUGUUUCAGCAAAGCAGAGUAAAGUUCAUCUAUUACACCAUUUGCAAAUGUCAGCAAAAUCAUAGACCUUCAGACACUACAUAUUUCCCCCCUUCGAGACUAAUUAAGUCUCGAAAACAAAAAUAAUAGGAUUAUGACAAAUAACAUUUUUUGUUCUUGAGUAACUUCAGCAAUAAACCAACAUUUAUGGAGAGUAAACACAUGUUUAUAUAGACACAUUUUUGUAUGGAGUGUAAAUAAAUUGUUAUGGAGUGUAAAUAAAUUGUUAUGGAGUGUAAGAGCGAAAAACCUGUCUGGCAGCUUUCAUUCCAAAUAUCUAUCAAUCAAUCAAGACAGGAAAAUUCUCUCACGGCCCCUCUGCCCCAGGCGACCACCUAAGUACUCCAGAUCAAUUUAUAAAUCUUUAUCAAUGCAUUUUAAGCUAUGAUGCAAUUGAAUACACAUGAAAACCUCAGCAAACAAAAUACAAUCAAAAAUGUCCACAUUCAGGCUGGUCGACCCAUCGGUCCCUCCUGUGGAUUCUCUCUGUCCCUGCCUAGACCCAAUAUCCCUAAGCUUCAACGAAAUAAACAAAAACAUCUGAGGUCCCUACAUGUACCCAACAACAGAAAACAUAAUUCUUCAAAAAUGAAUACAGAAAGAAUAUAACACUGGAAUGUAGUCCACUACACUGCAGCUCCUCCACAGUGUCGACUUCCAAUGAAACGUCGAUGAUGGAAUCUGAACAUUUCCACACCUUCCUUGUUCCACUUCCUCCAGUCCAUUCAUAUUGUCCAUGUUUGAGUAUUUGAAUCCCCUCUACACAUUCCCCCAUAUGCUUCUGGAAGAAAAGAAAAUACCAAACAGUAUCUUUUGCAAAACAACACAUUCAAAUUAAAACAUCAAUAUCAACAAAAAACGAUAUAUAAAAUGAUAUAUAAAAUGAAUCACAUUCCAUUUCCCCCCUUCGAUUCAUAAGAAAAUACUAAAUAUCACAAUAAUAUGUAAAGACCUGAAAAAUUAUCACACAAUCAGAUAUUAAAAAUUUCCUAGAGUUACUUCAACCCUAGUUUUCAUAAUAUUUUAGUCUGACUUUUUUUCCCAAUUAUUUUUUUCAAAAACCAUUUCACUGAUUUAUCCACAAAACUCUUUCCCAUUUUCUGAGGAUAUUAAAUCGGGAAAUUCCCACCUGCUUAUGACUUCUUUACACAAGAAGUUGGCAAACGACUGAGCAUCUUUUAGCUUAGUUGGACAUCUUAUGCACCUCUUGGUGUAGGAAUGUAACCAAGAAUAACAGUCACACCCCUGCAAACAUUAUUUUUCAGACAGAUUGUGCACCUGCCUAUGACGUAGUCAACCUGUUAAAGCAAAUAUGGUUCCCAAAAACCAUACUUUGUGACCUUUCUCCUAACCUCCCCCCUUGCAACAUGAGCUAACCCAUGUGCUUCCUGAAUCAUCAGACCUAAUAGGUCUAGAGGCGCUACUAUCAACCCCUCCUGGUUUCUCCAAAGACCAGUAGCAUCUUUGACAGCACCUCUGUCUAGCCAUAAUUGUUUGUCGAUCGUAGAAGCAGCUUCCUGCAUCAAAAUCACAUCCUUAAGCGUAAUUUUGUCUUCCAAGUCCACUCCAUGAGUGACCAGAAAAACUUUGCCCAAUUUGUCUGCUCCUGUGACGGCUUUUGCAGCUUCAUCAGCAGCUUUGUUCCCUUGUGUGACUUUUGACACAUCUGUUUUAUGAGCUGCACACUUAGCUAUUAGGCUUCAUCAUAGCAUGCAACAGUUUCAUUAUUUGCGCAUGAUGUUGUAUCGGAGAACCAUCCGUUUUCUUAAACCCUCGACCUUUCCACACUGCUCCAAACAGAUGACAUACACUAUGUGCAUAUGCUGAAUUAGUGUAUAUCGUCACUCGCUUUCCUUCUGCUAACAAACAUGCUUCUGUUAGCCCCACAAGUUCAGCAAGUUGUGCAGACGCAGGCUGUGGUAUUACUUCAGCCUUUUCAACAACAAAUCCAGUUCCUUGGGCUUUAACUACUGCAUAGCCAGCACACAAUUGAUCUCCCACACGAUAACAAGACCCAUCAGUCCAAUACUCCAGGUCUGCCUCACGUAAUGGAAAGGCUUGCAAAUCUGAUCUAAGCCUCGAGUAUUUCUCUGCUUCUUGGACACAAUCAUGUGGCUCACCAUCCUCUGAAGUUGGCAAAUUCUCGGCUGGAUUCACCGUAUCACACCUCACUAGGGUGACAUCUUCCUUCUCUAAGAGCCCAUGAUAGUCUCUGAGCCUAGGCAUAGUCAAUGUAUAUUCUCCAAAGUUCAGAAGAUUUCUGAGACUAUGAUGGGUAAGAAUUGUUACUGGGUAACCCAUCGCAACAGAUGAUGCUUUGUCAUACAUUGAAUAUACUCCCACCAUUGCUCUGUAGCACAGUGGUAGCCCUAGUUCUACUUCUGAAUAGGCAGUAGAGUAGUAUGAAAUAGGCUGAGGAUUCGUCCCUGUGCCUGUCAGCUGACAAAGAACUGCACACAUGCAUAUUUACCUCCAGUAGAAGUAGACACAUAUAGCAAAAAAUUCUUAGAGUAGUCUGGUAGUGUGAGUGCAGGUGCCUCCUGCAACCUCUGUUUGAUCGUUUCAAAUGCCACAAGGCCUUCCUGUGUCCAGGAAAGAUUGCUAUGGAGUUGACCACUUCCAGUAUCCUUAACCAUAGCUCUCAAAGGUCCCAUCAAACUAGCAUAGCUCUCAACCCAAGCUGAAGAAUAACCAGCAAUACCAAGAAAUGUCAUCAUCUCUCUGACAGUUCUAGGCUUCGGAGCCUUACGAAUAGCUUCCAAUUGACUAUCCGAAAUGCUUCUCUGUCCAUGCGUUAUUUUCUGACCCAAAUAAACAACCUUCUCCUGGCAAUAUUGCAACUUUUUCUGUGAAACCUUAUGCCCCUUUUCUGCCAAUACCUGUAGCAAUUUAAUGACAGUGCUUUGCAAUAUCUGAUCUAUCCCUAUCAAAUCAUCCUUCAGUACUUUAUUGAAAAUGUGGGGGCUAUGCCUGUACCCCGGAUCUUCUGGGCACCUCUAGAAUCCUUGCUCCGGGCCCCUAUAAGGGUUCACCGGUCCUCCAGAUGAUCUUGACUGGCCCCUGUAUCUUCCUCUGAAAUUCCCUCUGGUGUUUCCUCCUGUCCCAUUACACUCACGGGCAAAGUGACCAACCUGUCCACAAUUAUAACACACUUCUGAAGAUUGCUGGAAGUAUGGCUUAAAUUUUCCUCCUCUUCCUCUUCCUAAGCCUUCUCGUCCUCUUCCUCUCCAAUUCUGUCUCUGUCCAGAAACUGGCUGUGGAUACGAAACAACUGGUACCGCUAUUGGUGGCUGGUACAAUUGCGGUUGGAACUGGUUCGGUUGAAGCUGUGGCAGUGAUUGUUGAUUUGGUGCACACUGAUUCUGCAUAACCAAAGCUUGUUUCUUCUCCUUCUUAUUCUCCACCAGUUGUAUUUGAUUGAGUUUUCUGAGAGUUUCUUGGUCCUGUUCUUUCUGGUUGUGUUCCUUUUUCCGGUACAGAUCCACUUGAUGGGCUAUAUCAUCUGUAUAGACACCUUUUGUCAUGCUUCCAAGUCCAACCACCUCUGCCAGUUUGCUCCUUACUGGUGAGGGCAGUCCCAUCUGUAGAUUAGCUCUCAAAAUUGACUGCUCAAUUUGACUCAUAUCUGGAUCAUUUCCGGUAAUAUUUCUCCACAUUUGAUGAACUCUUGACACAUAGGCUCUCGGAUUUUCUUGUUGUCCUAGUGGGUCAAUCAGAAUGUUGUCAGGAUGCACAUUUGUUGGAAACAUAUCUUUCAGUGCUCCCCACAGCCGAUUUCUACUUGCAGCUAACAAUUCAGGAUCAUUCACCGCAGUCCCCACAUAUCGAUGAAGUCCAGCUCUCUGAAAAAUGUCUUCCAUACCUAGAAUCCCAAGGAGAUUAGCCAAAAGUCUCUUAAUGUCUCCUAUGGCAGACUGUGUUCCCACCGUAAUUUCUUCCAAUUUUGAAAUCCAAGGAUAUGCUCCAUCUUGAAGAGUAGGCAGCUUCUCAAGUAUAUCUGACAUAUCGGUAUUUUGCAAAGGCUUAUUUAUACUCCAGGUUUUGUCCUCGAAUUAUCACUGGCAUCAUCUUCUUACUUGUGCUCCCUUGUCUUGGCCUCAAUGUAUACUUCUUCUCCAAUUCUUGGGAUCCUUUUUUCAGCAGUUUUUUCUUCUGUAUCUUCAGCUUCUUGAGUUGUUCUUCCAGUUCUCUUACUUCUUCUAAAUUAUUGGCCUUAUCCAGGCAUGAUAUGCAUCGAUCUAUAUAUUUUUCUAUUUCUUCUGUGCUAGUCAUUGUAGGAUAAAAUCCUCUUGAAUAUGAAGCACCUUUAAUCUCCAAAUCUUCAUCGCUGUCUCCAUUUUCACUUUCAUCAGAACUCGAAUCUCUUGUAUUCUUCUUCUUCCAACUUCCAUCACCCCUUUUUUCCGCUCCUGCCAACCUCUGUCUGAUCACAGGGUCAUAUCCACCCAUGAUCUCUUCUGAAUCACUCUGAUCAUCAUCAUCAUCAUCUUCAAGGUCCAUCCUCCUGAACCUCACUCCACCCUUAGUUUCCAGACAUCUUGUUUUCUUCUUACUUUUGGAGUUUGGAUUCAUCUUUAUGGUCGUUUCUGCUUGUCCUCUCUCUAUUAUUCGUUCAUCUUCAUCUCUGAUGCAAUAAUCACCCUCCUGAAUGGUCACUGGAAGCUGAGGAUAGACAUCCUUAAACUCUACUUCUUCCUCAUUAGGUGGGGGUAUUUUUGCUGAAUCCAUAUGUGAGAAAGGUGUAUUGACUUCUGCCAUUAGUUUUUCUGUUACCUUCACCUCUUUUGCCAUUUUCUCUAUACCUCUGUCUCUUUUAUCUUUUCUAUCUUUUAUCAGUUUUUGUCCUUCAUUUUCAAACAGCUUAAGAACACCCAGCUCUCUUUGUCUCUUUUCUUUACGUUGUUCCUCUUUUUUCCCCUUCUUUUGAUCUGCCUUAUACGUGGAUACAAGAACUUGCAUUAUCUUGAUGACGUCUGGGUUAAGAGUCCCUUCCACUGGCCAUGGUUGUUCAAUGUCAGGCCAACGUUUAUUCCAUUUUCCAGAUAACCUUGCAAUACCAUUAACUAGAGGAUUACUACUUUGUACUACAUCAACAGGAGUAAUUACUUUUGUUGAUGUAGUACAAAGUAGAUAUCUGCAGAUAUCUGGAGAAUAACCGGACCCAAUCCCUAAUAUGUUAUUUCUCCCCGUCAUUUGUUCAAAACAUGGUAUUUAUCCUAUGUAACAUAAGAUGGGUGGUUUUUUUGACAGACCAAUCCCUGGCCUCCACAUAUCUCCAAAUGUCCUCUAUUCCAAGAAGCCUAUGUAGUAAUGCUUCCCAGAUGUUUCAGCAAAGCAGAGUAAAGUUCAUCUAUUACACCAUUUGCAAAUGUCAGCAAAAUCAUAGACCUUCAGACACUACAGGUACUUCUGACCUUGAAUCUCAACUGUGAGCUCAGCUGUGGGCUGCUGCGACUGGUCACUGUGGACACACUGGAUCAGUGUCUGGUGACCGUAAUCAAUGCCAUUGCCAGGUACAUUACCUUUUCUGAUCAAAGACAGGGAACUGCCGGUGUCAACCAUUGCAGUAAGACUUUUACCAUUCACUUUUACAGGUACAAAGACUGAAUCUUCCCCACUUUGUCUGUCCUGAACACCACCCCCCUCUCUGGGCACAUAACAGUAACCUGAGAGCUUGGAUUUACGUAGUGGACAGAUUGAAGCUUUGUGCCCUUGCUGCUGACAGUAAGAACAGGUCAGGCCCCUCCAAUCAGAGAUAACUACAUUAUACCUUACCUCCCUCCUCCCAGACACAAACCCCCUAGAGUUACCUCCACCAUCUCUGGAGACUCUGAUGUCCCUUGUGUCUCUGAAACUCCUUGGAGCGGGUGCUGCAGGUCGUGGUGGGCCCCUUUACGUGCAUUAAGGUACUGCAGUGCCAACUUGGCCACCAUAAGCCCAUCCUUGGGCUCGUGCUCUCGGACCCAGGUCCGAGUGUCGUGUGGGAGAACUUGUAGAAGUUGCUCGAGGAUGACGACCUCACCGAUCUCGUCCUGCAUCUUCUCCUCUGGUCGAACCUAUUGUCGGUAGAGGCCUUUGAGGUGGUGGUACGUCUCCGUCGGCGACUCACCCGAUGGCAUCUAUGCAGCUCUGACGCGUUGGCGGUAGGUUUCCGGGGAGAUGUUGAACUUCACCAGCAGCGCUUCCUUCAGGUCCUUGUAGACGUUGGACAAACCCUCAUCCAUCGCUGUGUAAGCCUCUGAGGCCUUGCCCGUGAGCAAUGGGACAAGCCUGCAGGCCCACUCUACCUCUGGCCAAUGCUACAUCUUGGCCAUUUGCUCAAACCUCAGCAGGUAGUUUUAAAUUCCCUCUCCCUGCUGGUAUGAAGGCAUCUUCGGCUCCUCAGGAAUGCUGGAGGGUGGACGUUAGCGCGGCUGGACUGGUCUCCUGGUGCUGGGGCUGGCCUCAUCACUGCUUGGGAACCCUACUGUGGAGUUGAAGUCCCUGCUGCGUCGAUCCUCCGUCGUCCUGGUGUUGGCAGACCCGAUCUUGGGCUCUCACUGACGAGUUCUGUUUGGUGAGGAGCCAUGAGGAUAGAUUGCCAUAGGCCCCGGAACUCCUGCUUGAGGUCUUCGUCCCUCCUCUCAAGGCAGGUGAGAAGCUGCCGGAGAAUGGCUACCAUGGUUGGGUGUGGUUCUGGUCCCCCAACUGUUCCUUCAGUCGGCUGCUCCCGCUGCUCUUCUAUGGCUGUAUC